UCGUUUACUUUAAGCUGUAAAGAGUUACCGUGCUUUCGAGAUGGGCUUUUCCUUUAAGCAGGGGUCGUGGUAACACGUCCGGAAUUCAUCUUUUUCUGAAAAGAGUUGGAGGCGUACAGGAUCAGUAACUGUCUCUAAUGUUUUGACAGUAGUUAAGCCUUAUGAGAUACUAUUAUCUCUAAUGUUCGUGAGAAGUUUUUAAGCUGAAUACCUUUACUGUUCCUUUUCCGUUGGUUAGUGUAUGGUGAUAUGGUGUAUGGUGUGCUUAUCACAGACCUGAAAAAUAGUGCUGUGUUAGUACGACUAACAAACUGUUUUAAAGAGGCUUUGUGCAAGAGAUGUGUAGGACAAUUGUGAGUUUGUCUUGAAGGCAAUACUAUUUUUUUAGGCCCGAAGAGGAGGAAGCACAAAGCCCGGUGAAUCCAGGCCCCAGCUGCAGUGGAAAUCCUUCUUCUUCCAGUUCAACACAGAACUCUGCAGUACCAGAACUGCCAGGAUUUUACUAUGACCCAGAAAAAAACCGCUAUUUUCGCCUGCUGCCUGGACACAAUAACUACAACCCGCUCACCAAGGAGAGCAUUCAGUACAAGGCUAUGGAGAGUAAGAGACUGAAACUCUUAGAAGAGGAAGAACAACAAAAGAGGAAAACAACAAGGGCUGGACUGAACUCAUCUGUGCUGUUACAGAAAAGGCAGCUAGGUUUGCUGAGCUCCACAAGUUAUUGCAGGCUGGUCCAUGAACUAAAAGUGAACUGCAUGCAGAGGAGGAAGAUAGAAAUUCACAGUCCAGAUUCCUCAGUUGCUGGAACCAACAAUUUUAAAAUAAUUGUGGCAGAUGUUGCUUGUGAGCGGAUAUUUACCGUGAACGACGUAGAGCAUGGAGGAUGUAAAUACGGUAUCAUCAACCUCAGUGGUUUGGGGAAGGAGUCUCUCACUGUGGAGAUGUAUGACAACCUCUACUUCACAAACCGCAAAGUGAAUUCUGUGUGCUGGGCAUCAUUGACUCAUCCAGACUCUCAUGUUUUGCUGUGUCUCAUGGGAAUUGCAGAAACUCCAGGCUGUGCCAGUCUGCUUCCAGCGUCAUUGUUCAGCAGCACUAAUCCAGGAGAUCGACCUGGAAUGCUGUGCAGCUUCAAGAUAUCUACGGCCUGGUCCUGUGCUUGGUGCCUGAAUCCACAAGCAGACAACUGCUUCAGCACAGGCCUGACACGACGAGUUCUUGUGACCAAUGUAGUGACAGGGCAUCGACAGACAUUUGGAACCAGCAGUGAUGUCUUGGCACAACAGUUUGCCACCCAGACCCCGAUGCUGUACAACGGCUGCCGUUCAGGUGAAAUUUUCAGCAUCGAUGUACGUCAACGCAACCGAAAGGGCCAGAACUGGAAAGCAAUUCGUCUCUUCCAUGACUCAGCAGUUACAUCUAUUCGCCUUCUCAAGGCAGAACACUACCUUAUGGCAUCAGAUAUGGCUGGAAAGAUAAAACUGUGGGAUCUGAGAACAGCAAAGUGUGUGAAACAGUAUGAAGGUCAUCACAAUGAAUAUGCUAUUCUCCCUUUGCAUGUAAAUGAGGAGGAAGGACUUCUUACAGCAGUGUGGUUUAAGAGUAGAGAAGAAAAUACUUCAAAAUGAAGGUCAGAGAAGCAAUGUAUUAACAUAAUACUCGAAGCAGCAUUUUUAUACAGAGACUAAAGACCAUAUAUGGGUUUCUUUGAUGCUGAAGUGUGUCAAUGGACAAAGGAGAAUUCCCUGUAAAUUGUCUCUCACUUGGGCUUGUUAUGAAUAUAUGCAGCAGCAGUUUUAGACUUUUUUUUUUCCAAAAAGGAAACAUAACAAUAAAAGAAACAAAAUCCCUGAAUACUUUUCUUUCUUCAUACUUUGGCUAGGUUUCUUAAGGUAACUUUAAACAUGAUCUACUCUCCUUGGAUUUUUCAGUAAGUGAUGGAAUAGUAAGAAUAAUUCAAUAAUUUUAACAAGCUGAGUUUUUCUCCACUUUGUUUUGCUCAGGAGCUUAAUAUUAAGGAAAGCACUCCUAGCAUACCUUUUAUUGCCUAAUAGGAAAUACAUAUUUUUUUCCUCUUUGCCUGUAAGAUGUGUUGAAACAGUCACGUUUUUUCCCCCCAUACGCUACCUUCAGCCACUGUGAUGAAAAUCUUGCAGAGCCUCAGAAAUUA
This is a messenger RNA of Meleagris gallopavo (turkey), 2170 nucleotides long. Lineage: Eukaryota; Metazoa; Chordata; Aves; Galliformes; Phasianidae. The record is from RefSeq and is a predicted model, not a curated record.